AUGCUGUUUACUCUACUCGCUCUCGUCACCCAGGUCACCGCCGCACCCGCCCCAGCAGACGCAUGUGCGGACGUGACCGUAGCCCUCGGCCACCUCCUCCCCAUCUUGGACGACCACAAUGCCACAUCUUUCGGCGCAGCCCUCACCACUGCGACUGAGUCGGCUGAGGGUUGUGGCUCGUUACAUGUGCUCGUUACCGGCGCCACUCUCUUCGCGCCGGCGGGCGAGUUUGACGGCGAUGUUUUGGAUUAUCGACUGGCCCACGGCGAUAUCAUCGUCUGGGCCACAGACUCGACCUCUUACGUUUCCCUAUUGAAUACCACGUACACAAUAACAACCGCCGACAUCUCACUCGAGUCUUCCCUCACGGCUGUCCACAUUCUGUCCACUGUCCCCGAUACAGACCUCGAUGACCCCACGCACGGGCACGCUUCCUUCGGUGGCGGGAGCCGGGGUGGUGGCAGCUCCAGCUCAAGUGGAAACCGCGGUAGCGGCUCGGGCUACCGUGGCAGCGGGUACGUGCCGUACCACUCGUACGGUAGCGGUGCAUCUGUCCGCGCCAGUGUCGGCCUGUACUAA
This is a messenger RNA of Apiotrichum porosum, 579 nucleotides long. RefSeq lists its product as uncharacterized. Lineage: Eukaryota; Fungi; Basidiomycota; Tremellomycetes; Trichosporonales; Trichosporonaceae. The transcript is spliced from 3 exons. Bases 1 to 579 code for a protein of 192 amino acids. The record is from RefSeq and is a predicted model, not a curated record.